Messenger RNA from Hypanus sabinus (Atlantic stingray), 2669 nucleotides. RefSeq names its product E3 ubiquitin-protein ligase RMND5A. Gene Ontology annotation, cellular component: GID complex; cytoplasm; nucleus. The record is from RefSeq and is a predicted model, not a curated record. NCBI's taxonomy places the organism in Eukaryota, Metazoa, Chordata, Chondrichthyes, Myliobatiformes, Dasyatidae. Gene Ontology annotation, biological process: proteasome-mediated ubiquitin-dependent protein catabolic process. The transcript has 11 exons. Gene Ontology annotation, molecular function: protein binding; ubiquitin protein ligase activity. The coding region runs from base 248 to 1591 and encodes 447 amino acids.
GUUGCGCGAGGUCGCCGCUGCCGCUUCGAGAAAAACAAAAACAGUCGCGAGCGUCGGGCGCGCGGCGCCGCUCGGACCGGAUCGCGGUAACGGCGCAGGCGCAGCCAGGCUGGUCCGGGCCGGGGGAGGGGGUGUCGUCAGGGCCGGGACCCAGUGACCGGCCAGCCGUCGAGCUCCGGUUGCCUCUCGUUUCCUCUCCCUUACUCCUCCCUCCCUCCUUCCUCCCUUCCCUUUCGCUCGCCUUAUAAUGGAGCAAUGUCUCAACGUGGAGAGGGAGCUCGAUAAAGUUCUGCAGAAAUUCACCUCGUACGGGCAGCAUUGCGACCGGACUCUGGAGGAGCUGAUCGAAUACACGAGCGGUCUGAGGCAAGAACUGAGCCAGACCGGUGGUCAAGAUGUUGAGUUGUCGGGGACCUUGUCGCUUGUUUUGUCACAGUGUUGCAAAAGAAUAAAGGACACAGUUCAAAAACUGGCCUCUGACCACAAGGACAUUCACUGCAGUGUUUCACGUGUUGGGAAAGCCAUUGACCGGGUCUUUCGGCAUGUUUCUCCAUUCUUUAUACUUACAGUUGAUGCCAAAUACUGCUCCUUUUAUCCACGAAUGGGACAGAAUUUUGCUACUAAUCAGAAUUUUGAUGCUGAUAUCAGUGGAGUGGCAAUAGAUGGAUGCUGGCAAACUGAUAGCCAGCGACUUCUCAGUGAAGUGAUGGUGGAACAUUUCUUCAGACAAGGGAUGCUUGAUGUGGCAGAGGAACUCUGUCAGGAAGCUGGCUUGUGUAUAGAAGGAAACCAAAAGGAACCUUUUGUGGAAUUAAAUCGAAUUCUGGAGGCACUCAGAAUAAGAGAUCUAAGGCCUGCACUAGAAUGGGCAGUUUCAAACCGUGAGAUGUUGAUGGCACAGAAUAGUUCUCUAGAGUUCAAACUGCACAGACUAUUUUUUAUAAGUCUGUUAAUGGGCGGUACAGAAAAUCAGAGAGAAGCACUUCAAUAUGCAAAGAACUUUCAGCCAUUUGCUUUAAAUCACCAGAAAGAUAUCCAAGUGUUAAUGGGAAGCCUUGUCUACUUGAGGCAGGGAAUAGCAAACUCUCCCUAUGUGCACCUCUUAGAUUCUAACCAGUGGGCUGAUAUCUGUGAUAUCUUCACCAGGGAUGCCUGUUCUCUACUUGGUCUUUCAGUAGAAUCGCCUCUGAGUGUCAGCCCAGCAUUUCUAGGACUGCUGCUGACGCAUAUAUCAGAUCAUCGGUCACAGUUAUGUUGGAGAUUACAAUUUUUUUCAGCAGGGUGUAUUGCUUUGCCAGCUCUCAUAAACAUUAAGGCAGUCAUUGAGCAGAGACAGUGUACUGGAGUAUGGAACCAGAAAGAUGAGUUGCCAAUUGAAGUCGACCUUGGUAAAAAAUGUUGGUAUCACUCAAUAUUUGCCUGCCCAAUUCUUCGACAACAGACUACAGAAUCCAAUCCACCAAUGAAACUUGUAUGUGGCCACAUAAUCUCCCGAGAUGCUCUAAACAAAAUGAUCAAUGGAAGCAAGUUAAAAUGCCCGUACUGUCCGAUGGAGCAAGCACCAGCAGAUGCUAAGCAGAUUUUCUUUUAAAGAUACUGUGAUUUGAGAAGUGGCUUCAGAAUUUCGGGCAGUGCAAACUGCAGCAGUUUAUUGUUCUGUUGGACUAAUGCUUACUAAAUUGUAGAGCGGUGUUUACAUGCCGGUGUGUUUUUGAGAAGGAGAAAAAAGGAAAACUACUGGAUAUAUAUUAGUUGCAAUAGGGCUUUUGAACUUGGUCUUGAUAUUUGAUCAAGUGGAUACACCAGCAGUCACCAUUUCAUGCAGUUAUUUUAUAUUGAGAAUACUAGCAGAGCAUUUUUUUAACUUAAAGGAAUAUAAUCACAAAUGAGCAAUGCAUUUGAUAUGACUCUUCAUAAUAUUAUUGUCAUUAUGAGUUAAAUUUGAUUUUUUUUAAAGUUAUCAAUGUGAUCUUUAUUCUUUAAAAAUAUAGAAAAACUGACUAUGAGUAGACAAUAACUACUGGUAACGUUUGCAUACCUUUCUAUGUUGGUUUGACUAGGUAGCUUUGAUAUAUUUUCACUUUUUUUGGUCAAAAUUUGACGUAAAGCUCAGCUCAAAUGUUGACUGAGCAUAUAUUAAGCUCCCAGGGUUUAUUUAAGGUUUUUUUGUAAAUUUAAACAGCAUUUGCAUAGAAUGUGGAUUAGUAAAGUAUUGGCAUGGGGGAAGAAUCUGUGCAUGAAGGAUAGGCGUGUAUGAUUUUUGCUUCAUGUAGAUAAUUUAGUUACAUGUAUGGUACCAUGUCCAAUACAUAAUUAUAAAAUUGAAAAAUCUUAUUAAACACAAAUUGUAUACCAAAUGUUUAUUUAUUUUGUCACUGAGUUGAAGAGUUGUCUAAUUUGUGUUGUAUUAUAUGAAGAGUGAAAUUUAAUUUUAAUUACUACAGGUCCUGUUAAGUAUAUUGAUUCUGCUUCAUUAUAUAAAGUAAUACUAAAGAAUGCACUUUGGAAAGGAGUUCUGAAAUGCUUGUAUAAUUCUGAUACUUGUGAAAUUUAACAUUUUUUCCUGAUCCAUCAUCCUUGUUGCAGAUCACUGCUGUUAUUCAAGUUGUAUAUUGUCAUUAUGCAUUAAAUGCCAAAUAUCUCAGAUGCAAAAAUAGCAUUUUGAGUUU